ACCUGAGUAGGGUCCAUUACUAAACUUGAGUGGAUCAGAAAGUCAUGGCUGACUGCCUAUGAGCAAGGUCAGACACAAGUCACAGAUGUGUGGUAAGCCGCUAAUGGAGAUGUGUGUUAGAGUUAGAAAAGGUUCAGAGACAGAUGUAAAGGCCAGAGGUGUGGCACCUUAGAUGGCUACGGGAAGUCCCGCUGAGAUGAUUGGAGCCAUGAUGGUCUCCUAACCGGCUGGACUUCCUCUCUCCUCCAAAGACCAGAGCAUGCCACCUCCUGGAGUGAAAGGAGUGAAAGGAACAACAAGGGAGCAGGCCCUGAGGAACACACCAGGAGCAGGAGCCUGAGCCUCUGAGCACAUGAAAGGCGGACGGACAGCUGAGCCUCAGAAGCCAGGCUGGGCCCUGUCUCAGGAGGGGCUGGCGGCCAUGCUUCCCAUGCAGCACCACCGCCACCUGCUCUUUGGUGACCUGCUCGAGGACGGGGCCCCAGCCGCCUCCAUCUUUCCUCGGUAGUCGGUGGAGAUGCCCUACUGCAUGCCGGACCCACGCACGUGGACACAGGCGUUCGAGCUGCCAGCUGAGCGUCAGAACCGGCUCCUGGGUGUUCUCAAAGCAGCGGAGGCCCGCAGUCGAGUCCGCGCCCUGCAGCUGCGCUACACCCGCAUGCGGGCGGAGGAGAUCACGCUCUUGAUCCAGCGGCAGGGAUCCGCGCGCGCUGCCAUCCGGCUAGAACUCUUCCUACCACCGCAACUGAAGCCUACAAAGAUCCCAGAUCCCCUAGACCAACGAGAGGUGCCAGUAAGCCUGAAAAUGGGUGGGGAGGGCCCUGGGCCUCGCCAUACACUGGCUCCAGCCCCUCUCUCCACAGCGGAGGCAUGUGGAGACUAUCCUGGAGGAGCCCGUGGAUGGCAGCCUCUUCUAGUGUUGACUGCAACCUACAGAGACCCCGGGCCCCCAGCAGGGAAGGGGUAA
Messenger RNA from Nannospalax galili (Upper Galilee mountains blind mole rat), 967 nucleotides. RefSeq names its product LKAAEAR motif containing 1 (gene Lkaaear1). NCBI's taxonomy places the organism in Eukaryota, Metazoa, Chordata, Mammalia, Rodentia, Spalacidae. The record is from RefSeq and is a predicted model, not a curated record.